Messenger RNA from Vespa crabro (European hornet), 954 nucleotides. RefSeq names its product vesicle-trafficking protein SEC22b (gene Sec22). Gene Ontology annotation, molecular function: SNAP receptor activity. The transcript has 6 exons. The record is from RefSeq and is a predicted model, not a curated record. Lineage: Eukaryota; Metazoa; Arthropoda; Insecta; Hymenoptera; Vespidae. Gene Ontology annotation, biological process: vesicle fusion with Golgi apparatus; retrograde vesicle-mediated transport, Golgi to endoplasmic reticulum; endoplasmic reticulum to Golgi vesicle-mediated transport. Bases 162 to 803 code for a protein of 213 amino acids. Gene Ontology annotation, cellular component: endoplasmic reticulum-Golgi intermediate compartment; SNARE complex; ER to Golgi transport vesicle membrane.
UUACUCAUUAAUUAGAUGUCUAAUAUUAAGAAAGUUAAAGAAUGUGCAACGUAGUCCAUGAAAAAUUAUAUUACUGACGUGGUAGGUAGCGAAUGGACGUUGGUGGAUUGGCCACAUCCGUGAUUAGUUGCGCAUUGAGCUGUUAAUUAAUUUAUAUUAAAAUGGUAUUAUUAACAAUGAUAGCAAGAAUAUCAGAUGGUCUGCCAUUGGCGGCUACCAUGCAAGAAGAUGAACAGAGUGAAAGAAGUACUUUGGAAUAUCAGAAUCAAGCAAAAAUGUUAUUUAGAAAAUUAGGUUUACAGUCACCUACAAGAUGUACUAUAGAAACUGGACCAUAUCUUUUUCAUUAUUUAAUUGAAAAUGAGGUAUGUUAUUUGGUAUUAUGCGAAAGGAAUUAUAGUAAACGAAUAGCUUAUAGUUAUUUAGAAGAUAUAGCUCAAGAAUUUCAUUCUCAGUAUGGUAAACGUGUUAAUACUGUUGCUAGGCCUUAUGCUUUUAUUGAAUUUGAUACUUACAUUCAAAAAGCUAAAAAAGUUUUCUCAGAUGGUAGAUCACGUAGAAAUAUGAAUGCUCUUAACACUCAAUUGCAAGAUGUUCAAAGGAUUAUGGUUCAAAAUAUUGAUGAUGUUUUACAAAGAGGAACUGUACUUUCAGAAUUGGAUACAAAAACACAAAAUUUAUCUAUGCUAUCACAAAAAUAUAAGAAAGAUGCAGCACAUUUAAAUAGCAAAUCUAUGUAUGUCAAAGCAGUUGCUAUUCUCGUUGCAUUUCUAGUAUUUCUGUUAUACUUCUUUAUCCUUUAGUUGAUCACAAACAUAAAAAAAUGGUUUAUUCACAACAAAGUUUGUUCAAAUCUAAAAGCCAGAAAUACACUGUGUUAUCAUGAGGGUAAAAAAUGGAUUUAUGACUAUCAUCUUUGGAUUUUAUUUUUCAAAUAUAGGGAUUACACAAUUA